AUGAGCGUAUCCUCUCAUGGAACCACCCCUGGACGAAAGAGGAUCUCCCGAAACUGGACGGAGCUUCCUGAUAAUGCUACCGCUUCGAUCUCACGGCUCGGAGCGAUCGAGAUCCUGGAGAGCGCUCAGAAAGUGUGCAUGAAAUGGCGCAAAGUCUGCAAGGACCCUCUCAUCUGGCGCAAGAUUGACAUGCGCAACGAUGGCGAUCUCGAAGACAUGGACUACGACUUGGAGGAGAUGUUCCGCCACGCCGUUAAUCGGAGCUCUGGUAAUCUGGUCGAUAUUAACAUUGAGUACUUCGGCACCGAUGAGCUGCUUGAGUAUAUCACUGAUAGGUAUGAACUUGUUUGUGUUGGAUGUUUUGAUCUGUUUAGAAUUUCUUG
Messenger RNA from Rosa rugosa (rugosa rose), 383 nucleotides. Its product is annotated as F-box protein SKIP19-like. The record is from RefSeq and is a predicted model, not a curated record. The annotation marks the transcript as partial. Gene Ontology annotation, molecular function: protein binding. Lineage: Eukaryota; Viridiplantae; Streptophyta; Magnoliopsida; Rosales; Rosaceae. The transcript has a single exon.